This is a messenger RNA of Sorex fumeus (smoky shrew), 3080 nucleotides long. RefSeq names its product SEC61 translocon subunit alpha 1 (gene SEC61A1). Gene Ontology annotation, biological process: SRP-dependent cotranslational protein targeting to membrane, translocation; post-translational protein targeting to membrane, translocation. Gene Ontology annotation, molecular function: transmembrane protein transporter activity; signal sequence receptor activity; ribosome binding. Gene Ontology annotation, cellular component: Sec61 translocon complex; membrane. NCBI's taxonomy places the organism in Eukaryota, Metazoa, Chordata, Mammalia, Eulipotyphla, Soricidae. The transcript has 12 exons. The coding region runs from base 93 to 1523 and encodes 476 amino acids. The record is from RefSeq and is a predicted model, not a curated record.
GCCGCGCUCGCCCGCCCGUCCCCGGCCGCAGCACUGACGUGUCCCUCGGCCCGAGCCGCGCGCGGCCCCUCGGCAGCCCCGCAGCCGCCGCCAUGGCCAUCAAAUUCCUGGAGGUGAUCAAGCCCUUCUGUGUCAUCCUGCCGGAAAUCCAGAAGCCCGAGAGGAAGAUCCAGUUUAAGGAGAAGGUGCUAUGGACCGCCAUCACCCUCUUCAUCUUCUUAGUGUGCUGCCAGAUCCCGCUCUUCGGCAUCAUGUCUUCCGACUCGGCCGACCCCUUCUACUGGAUCCGUGUCAUUCUCGCCUCCAACAGAGGCACGCUGAUGGAGCUGGGCAUCUCGCCCAUCGUCACGUCCGGCCUCAUCAUGCAGCUCUUGGCCGGCGCCAAAAUCAUUGAAGUCGGUGACACCCCCAAGGACAGAGCCCUGUUCAACGGAGCCCAAAAGUUGUUUGGCAUGAUCAUCACCAUCGGCCAGUCCAUCGUCUACGUCAUGACCGGGAUGUACGGGGACCCCUCGGAAAUGGGGGCUGGGAUCUGCCUGCUGAUCACCAUCCAGCUCUUUGUGGCCGGGUUGAUUGUCCUGCUCUUGGAUGAACUUCUGCAAAAAGGUUAUGGCCUGGGCUCCGGCAUCUCCCUCUUCAUUGCCACGAAUAUUUGUGAGACCAUCGUGUGGAAAGCAUUUAGCCCCACCACCGUCAACACCGGCCGAGGAAUGGAGUUUGAAGGCGCCAUCAUCGCCCUGUUCCACCUCCUGGCCACGCGCACCGACAAGGUCCGGGCCCUGCGCGAGGCCUUCUACCGCCAGAAUCUGCCCAACCUCAUGAACCUCAUCGCCACCAUCUUCGUCUUCGCUGUGGUCAUCUACUUCCAGGGCUUCCGCGUGGACCUGCCCAUCAAGUCUGCCCGCUACCGAGGCCAGUACAACACGUACCCCAUCAAGCUCUUCUACACCUCCAACAUCCCCAUCAUCCUGCAGUCCGCCCUGGUCUCCAACCUCUACGUCAUCUCCCAGAUGCUCUCGGCCCGCUUCAGCGGCAACCUGCUGGUCAGCCUGCUGGGCACCUGGUCUGACACAUCCUCCGGGGGCCCCGCGCGGGCUUACCCAGUAGGGGGCCUCUGCUACUACCUGUCGCCCCCUGAGUCCUUUGGCUCGGUGCUGGAGGACCCCGUGCACGCGGUCGUCUACAUCGUGUUCAUGCUGGGCUCCUGCGCCUUCUUCUCCAAAACCUGGAUCGAGGUCUCCGGCUCCUCUGCCAAAGACGUGGCCAAGCAGCUGAAGGAGCAGCAGAUGGUGAUGCGCGGCCACCGGGAGACGUCCAUGGUCCACGAGCUCAAUAGGUACAUCCCCACGGCGGCGGCCUUCGGUGGGCUGUGCAUCGGAGCCCUGUCUGUCCUGGCCGACUUCCUGGGCGCCAUCGGCUCGGGGACAGGGAUCCUGCUCGCCGUCACCAUCAUCUACCAGUACUUCGAGAUCUUCGUCAAGGAGCAGAGCGAGGUGGGCAGCAUGGGGGCGCUUCUGUUCUGAGCGCCGCCCCCGGGCCCGGCGCCCGCACAGGAGCUCGGGGUGGCCGCGGCCUGGACGCCCUGGCCCAGGGGCACCGCUGCGGCUUGUGGACUUGGCGAAUAUUUUUUUUUUUUCUGAAUUUCAUAGUCUUUCAUUCCAUGUUGUAAAGUGCUAGAGAUUUUCCGGUUUGCAGUUUUUGCUUUUUUUUUUCCCCUGGCACUGGCGGAAGGACUGCAGGCGAGGGGGCCAGUGCCAGGGCUGGGGGUGGCACUCGCCCUCCCCCGGUGUUCGUGUGACUUCGGUUCCCGCCCUGCCCCCUUCUCGGCACCGCGGGCUCGGCUCUCCCACCGAGGGGGUCUCGCCGCUCAGAAGCACAAAUCCUGGCCCAGGCUCUGUUCGGUGGCAGGGGUUGCCCGAGGCUGGGCAGCCACGUUUGCUGGGGACUGGAAGUGACACAUGUCUUGGUCAUCACCCGGGGACUGUCUGGCUCAUAACUGUUCUUUGGGAAGACACCAUGAUUUUAAGGGCAGCUGCUUCCCCGAACAAGGGCUAGCUUGGAGCAGUGACGUAGCGGGGAAGGCACUUGCUUUGCAUGCAGCCAACCCGGGAUCAGUCCCAGGACCCUGUAGGGCCCCCUGAGCACUACCAGGAAGUGACUCCUGCAUGGUCCAGGUGUGGUCCCAAACAAACAUCAGGAGAUGCUUCCCGGGAGCUUCGCGCACACAGGGCCUCUGCUCCGUUUCCCCAUGGCCUGCGUGGAGCGAGGCUGGGAAUUCUCGGCCCCCUCGGGUUAUCCCCAGCGGUGCCCCGGAGCCUUUGUGGGGGUCCAGGAGUGGUACCUGCCCACCCAGCUCUCCCAGUCAUCAGUGGACCUGGCCCCAGGAAGGGAAGGUGACCCCAUGGCGGCCACCCCCAUUUCUCUGCUGGGCCGCUACCACCUUCAACUUCCACUCAUGUUUCUAGACUCUUGUCUCACGCGUAGGACCAAACACUGGCGAACCCUGGCACCGCCCAGAGGCCCAGCCCGGGCCGCUGACACCCACGGGUCAGGAGUUGGUUCUGAUGCAAUAAGCGGUCGCUAGAUCUUAGGGCUUCACACUUCUUCCAUGGCCUCCGCGAGGCCCCUCAGGGGACAGCACCUGCAGGGCAGGCGACCGCCACACGCAGGGGGCGCUCGGCCUCCGGAGCACAGAGCCAGGGUCCCCGCCCCCCUUCCUCCGAGGGGCUGGACACUGCCCCCAAAGCCACGGCCAGUCAGCAGCGGCUCCCGCCAGCCGACACCAUGUCACACGCGGCCUUGUCAGACCCAGUCCCGAGCAGACCCGAGCUCCCCACCUGCCCAGCCCCCGUGUCCAGUGGGUAGCCGGCCAGCGGCCCAGGACUCAGUGCAGGGACCCCAGCCGGGAGCCCCAGCCUGCCCACAGCCGCAGCCCCCGGUGGAACCUGGGCCCCUCGGGUUCCAGGACUUGUGCUUGCCGUGGUCAGGGGCUGACCCCAACUCGGGACUGUCACUGUGGACGCCAAAAUGGCAUAACUGAGAUAAGGUGAAUGAGUGACAAUAAAGGCGACUUUUUCCAA